Messenger RNA from Betta splendens (Siamese fighting fish), 2906 nucleotides. RefSeq lists its product as uncharacterized. Lineage: Eukaryota; Metazoa; Chordata; Actinopteri; Anabantiformes; Osphronemidae. The record is from RefSeq and is a predicted model, not a curated record. The transcript has 6 exons. Bases 1198 to 2340 code for a protein of 380 amino acids.
UCAUAAUGUUGCUUGUGUUACAUUUUGUAGAUCUGUGCUUGGCUAAUAUGUCUUUUUCCUUAUUUCUAGUCUGUUUGAGACGCAGGGGUCCAUCACAGGAACUCCUGCCAUCAGAGUUCAAGAAUCAUGUCAUCGUUUCCUGUGUGAAAUCAGGAGGAAGUGUGAUGUCACCAUCUUAGAAGUACCUGGUUAUGAGGCAAUGAUUUCUAUAUCCAGACGUAAUGUAUGGCUGAUGAUGGCUGAGCAUCCUGAGUCUGGUUCAGUUGGAGGCUUGUUAUGUUAAAGAGUGUUUCAUUUCCACUGUGGACUUGUGCUCAAGACCAAUUACCUAUAACUAUGUUUACUGUUCUGUUCAGUAAGAUCCUAACCUAAUUUGGUGCUAUAUAGAUAGAAUCAAAACUAAAUUACAAGUAGUAAUGCUUCACACAUGCAAGCAGAUAUCUAAAAUAUUAAUUAUGUGAAUUUUAAUAAUAUAAAAGAUACACAGGCAAAAACUUCAAAUCCCCUGAUGAGGUCCAUGAUAGCUGAAGAAAAGAUAGGCAAGCUGCACAAAUAGCAGUGAUUGCUCAGUAUAAUAACAUGUGAAUCAUUAUUUCACACGCCCUGUUAGUAUUGCAAUAAUUCUCUACGUUUUUUAAUAUUGCGUACACUAAUUAUAUAGAUUUAUAUAGAUAUAUAAUAGAUUAUUAAAAAUUAUCGUAGUUACUGAGGAGGAUAUGAAUAAAUUAGGUUUUUUGUAAAUCAACACAGUUUUGGUGUCUCUUUCUUCAAUUCAUGUCCUAAAUAAAAUGUAUCAAAUAAACGUUAUAUUUCAAAUAAAGUUAAGAUUUAAAUGAGGUUUCGAAGGGAGAAAUUUGCCGUUUUCUUUAGGCCUCUACUCGAGCAGACGCGUGUCUCGAGGUGCCACGAGGUGGCGCUCUGGUCCGAGACCGAGCACCCAUCGAGAGCAGCGAAGAAGUGCGCACGGCAGGACGCAAACCUGGUUUCUGGUGCUGUAAGUCUGAACAGCCUUGGUUUGCUACAAAUCUGUUCUCUGUAUAUUUUUCGGGCGUGAAUUAGUUUUUUGUUGGACUUGUUUGUUAAAUGUGAUUGUAUGUAUGUGCGGGCGGGCGGGCGUCCGCAGUUAGCCGCAGUGUUAGCCUAGCAUCCCCAGACACUUCUACACCGCUCACUGGCGUCAACAACUCGACCCAAAGGAUGAAUUUGGCCAAAAGCGCGACUUUGCAUCCGCACCUGCUCGACGAGGAAGCGCGCGUGGUGGAAAACGCCAUCCGGCUGGCGAUAGACUCCAUACUGAACGUGCUGUACGGCGUCAACAGCGCCAGGACCCGGGAGUACCAGCGGAUGGUGGGCGACCGGGACAAAGAGAUCCAGCGGCUGGAGCGUAGGCUGAGGGAGAUCGAGCACGAGCUGCAGGUGCUCCGCCGGCAGGGAUGCACCCGCGGCCACCUGGCCGGGCCACAGACCUGCACAGAGCCGAGCGGGUCCGAACCAGACUGUUUGGACCCGGAGGUGACGGCGGGUCAGCAGGACUGUGAGAUGAGCCUUUCGUUUGGACUUUUUGCGAGGCCUUCGUCACACGUCUCCUCUCAGAGCCACGAGUCAGCUCUUCCAUCAUCCCCCAGCAGAAUGGGGCUGGAUCAGACCUACACUUCCCGCUCCUCUGAGGCCUCAGGUUUGUCAGAGGUGGCCAGGAAUUUGACUACAUCUCCCAGUGGCCUCGUCGUCAAAGAAGAGCCAUAUGAUAUAGACACAGUCAUGAUCAAGUGGGAAAUGAGCGAGAGGAGAUUGGGAGAGCAGCAGGAGAUCAGAGACAGUCCAUGUCACGAUAAAGAAGGUCCCAGCAUAACAAAGAGCAGAGAGAAAACAAAGAUCAAUGAGAAACCUCAAGCGGAGCCUGAAGAUCACCAUGUCGCAGAGGGGGAUAACCUGAGGAAUAGGAAGAAGCCUGUGCCGAUGUCAGAGCUACCGGAGGAGGCCCAGAGACUGAAGAGGGCGGCCUGGAGGGCGGCUUCCAGACGCUAUUAUGCCCGGAAAGUGGCCCGUCAGCAGGCAGACCCUUCACACUCCAGCCCCUUUCCCCACAUCCCAGCUUCUCACUAUUCACCGCCCAUGUCGCUUCUGGAGAGAAGGAGGAGGUCGCUCAUCUCUGAGCUGCCUGAAGAGUCUCAGAUGCUGCAGAGGGAGGCGUGGAGAGCUGCGUCCAAGAGAUACUAUGCCCGAAAAAUCGCUCGCCACCGACCUGAGUACGGACACCUGCUGCAGCACAAAGAGGCAUCAGGGGAAACGCCUAAGACAGGAGGAUCCCACACCAACAGUGGAGGAAUAAUGUGCAGUUGAUUCCUGCAGACACUAAACUAAAUGUGUAAAUGUUUGUAUUUUGGUUAUUAGCUACUCAUAAUACAAUAAAAACAAGUUCUAGGCUUUUUUCAGGUUUUAUGAUGUGACGCCCAAUAGUUUCGACCUAGUGUUUACAUUUGAAACUUCCAAAGUUAAAUCAUGCAGCUAUUACCUGAGAACACUGCAUUCACAUCAUGCAACCAACUCCGGAUUCUUCUUUGUUACAGUGACAUUGAAUACAUUGAAUGUAGUUGAAGACGCUAAGCUUUUGAACGAGGUAAUAAAGAGCUAGAGUGGAAAUGCAGCGCCCCUUCAGUCCAACACAUGUAACUACAACCCGCAUCUAAUCCAAUGCUCAUUCAUUCGUUGCUAUUUUUUAAAUGCAUUUGAUCAAAAAUUAAAUCCGAUUGUUUUGGUUUUCCUAUUAAUGGAUGCCAACAUUUGGCUCUAGUUAUUUCUUAAACAAAUGCACCAACAUUUAUUUUCUGUUUGGUAAAAUUUGAGUUGAUGAACGUGACGAUGUAUUUUACCUGGAAGUUACAAUAAACAAACAGUAUUUCAAUUUC